Molecule: messenger RNA, 723 nt
Organism: Auxenochlorella protothecoides
Lineage: Eukaryota; Viridiplantae; Chlorophyta; Trebouxiophyceae; Chlorellales; Chlorellaceae
Exons: 6
Coding region: 1-723 (240 amino acids)
Molecular function (GO): ureidoglycine aminohydrolase activity
Source: RefSeq, a predicted model, not a curated record
AUGUCCCUGGGUUCACUCGAAGUGUACAGCGAGACACAUACUCCCUCGUUGCCCCUGAGUCUCAAGUCUGGCAGCCUCACCCAAGAUGCGGUCAAGGCCAACUUUGCCAUGUUCUUUGCCAAACUGGGCCUGAACUCCACAGGCACAUCCCCAGCGACCGGGGUCGAGAGGUUUAUUUUUGUGCUGGGCGGAGAGCUGACACUGGAUGUCGUCGGAGAAAAUGCUCCCGUGCAGCUGACCUAUAAUGACUAUGCCUACCUCCCGCCCGGUCAGGAGCACAGCCUGUCAACAUCCAGUGAGGCCAGCCUCCUGGUCUUUGAGCGGCGCUAUGCAGGGCAGGUGAACCUGGGUGCCGGGCGAGGUGUUCCGUCUGCGCAAGCUGGUGCCCCAGACCCCGCGUACGACUUCAACAUCCACAUCAUGGACUUUUCGCCGGGCGAGCACCUGAACGUCAAGGAGAUGCACUACAACCAGCACGGCCUCCUGCUGCUGGCGGGAAAGGGCAUCUACCGCCUCAACGAGGACUGGCACGCCGUCCAGGCUGGGGACGUAAUCUGGAUGGCGCCCUACGUGCCCCAGUGGUAUGCGGCGCUGGGCACGCAGCCCACGCGCUACCUCAUCUACAAGGACACCACCCUAGACCCGCUGGAGACGCCGUGGCUAGGCCAGGGCGCCGCCGCGUCGGCCUGCGGCUGCGCCGCGCGCAGCUGCAACGCGGCAUGA